Molecule: messenger RNA, 3624 nt
Organism: Linum trigynum
Lineage: Eukaryota; Viridiplantae; Streptophyta; Magnoliopsida; Malpighiales; Linaceae
Source: the annotation of a GenBank genome assembly
CUUAAUUCAUUACUUGGACAUGUUAUUAACCUGGCCACAAUUGGCUCAACAUAGGUAAACCAGGAGCCGUAUAAUUGCACUUCCUCGAGAUAAAAUCUUGUGCAAGUCAUCCUCCUUAAAUAUACUAAAUCAUCUUGGGAAGUAUAUUUCUCCACUUCUGAAUCCAAAUACAAUAAUCUUGUGCACUUAUAUUCAAGCACAUUCUCAAACCAUCAUAAGGCAUUAUCAACAGUUAAGCCCAUAAAUGGCAACAUAUAUGCAAUCAUCAACACAAACACAGUCCAUAACAAUUAAGGCAAGACAAUAAUAGCAUUUCAGGAUUCAUCAUAUAACACAAAAGUCCAUACACUCCUAAUCAUGUCGUUCUAGUUCACCUAGAUCAAUUCUAAGCAUCAAUAUAAUUAUCACGAUACGACAAACCUGGUAUGUCAUGCUAAUCCCUCACCAUUUAUGGUAGUUCAAACAAUGGUUUUAGCUCUCUGUACUAAAACCUCAAGUUUCGCCAAUGAACCCAGAAUCAAAAUCUGAGACUGUCCUAAUCUCCCUUGCAGUGUCCCCUUCAAAGUUAAUACUCGGUUGUUGGUCGAAUUCUCGAUAAAAACACAUCAAACUCUAGCCGGAGUUAAGUUCAGCGAUUCCGGCUCCAAGCUAGAAAAUUAGUGAAAUUCAUAGGUUAGAACUAGAAAAAUAUUUACCUCACCGCAGGUAGCUAGUUUAAGAAAUUUGGGCUUAAUCCGGCUUCUGAAUUCUUCAAACUUCCCAAUUCCUUUGAGAAAAUAAGAAAUUCUUAUCUGAAACUUUGAUAUAAGCUCGGAGAUUGAAGAACUACAAUUGUGAUAAAGCUUACCUGACGAUUACACAAUUUGUAGGGGUCAGUUGGUUUUGGUGAUAGUUACAUUGAUGCAUUGUCAUCAAUGCAUGCAUAAUAAUAUACAUGUAUAUAAGAAAAUUAGUGUAUUAUAGUUUGCAUCGUUUGAUUUAUGUGAUAGUUAUUGUAGUAUUUAAAUAAGUUAUAUUAUUUUUUGGUGAAAUGCCACUUUUACCCUAUGUCUUUUAUAUAAGAAGGGUUAAUAUUUCGUAUAGCCUGAACUUUGACCAAAAUAAAUAUCCUGACCAAUUUUUUCGAUCUAUAACAUCCUGGCCCGAACUAUACACCAAAAUAUACAAUCUGGCCAGAUCCGAUUUUUGACCGUUAACUUGGACGGUCAAACACAUUGACCGUUAGUCAACGCGCCAUGUCAUUGCCAAGUCAGCAUAAAUUAUUUAAAAUAAUUCAUAAUUUCCACACAUUCCCUAAUUUUAAAUUAUUAUAAAUUAAAAAAUCAUCUAAUACCUUAGUUAAACCAAAAAUAAAAAACGAAAAAAUUAAAUAUUUAUCAGAUCUUCUGACUUGGCAGUGACGUGGCGCGUUGACCGUUAGUCAACGCGAUUGACCGUCCAAUUUAACGGUCAAACAUCGGGUUUGGCCAAAUUGUUUAUUUUGGUGUAUAGUUCGGGCCAGGAUGUUAUAGAUCGAAAAGAUUGUGGCCAGGAUGUUUAUUUUGGUCAAAGUUCAGGCCAUACGAAAAUAUUAACCCAUAUAAGAAAGCAAUACACAUAAAAAAGGUAGGGACAUAGUUGGAAGAAAAAAAGACUCAACAACUCCAACCAAACAUUCUCAACAAUCUCACCAAAAACUUGAGAUUUAACAAUCACUCAUUUUAACUGAUAGUUUGUUUCAUUUCAAACUAACAAUGCAUCUAUUGUUUGUGUAGAAAGUUAAAAAAACACUAUAUUAUAAACAGUGCAUAACUAUUCUAACUAAACAAUAACCAAAACCAAAUCACCCUUAAAUCAAGAGAACUCCAAGAAUCAAGCUCUAUAACCCCCCACCCCUACCCACAAAUCUCCUGUACGUGCGCUUUGUUUCUCUCGGUCGGAAAAUGGAAAAAGUGGUUAAGUUGAAAAUGGGGAAAGGAAAUGGGGGUUAAUUCCUUAAAUAUUGUUUUUUUUUUAAUUUACCACGAAUAUAGUGUUUUGAAAAGUAUUUACAAGAAUAUUGUGUUUUUUUAUAUGUUUAAAGCGCUGAAGCCUUAGACUCAGGCGCUGCCGCUGGAUGCUUUUUUAACAAACAAAACACAGCGGCGCCGCCCCAGACUGGGGCUUUGUCGCUUUUAAGAAGGUAAUAGCGUCGGCGCCCCAGACUGGGGCUUUGUCGCUGCCAUUUUGUUCCACUCCAGCACCGCCCAUCACCAUAUAUACUGCACCUUUCCUUCGGUUCUUCAUCACCAAAAAACUGAAAGAAGUUCUGAAAGAAGCUCUGGUGUUGCUGUCUGGUUGCUGGGAAGAUGGCUAAUAACAGGUAAGAGUCGUAUUUUUUUUCAUGUAUUCAUCAUAAUGAUUUUGUCUAGUUAGUAAUUAGUGAGUUUGUUUUUUAUGUAGUGGUUUUAGAAGGUUUGAACUAGCUGUUCGGUGGCGAUCAGAGAAAGUAGAAGACAAUUUGGGUGUUCAUUUUGUUGGUGGUCUAAGUUUCCAGAUGACUAUUCCAUCCAGGGUGAACUAUCAGAAACUUUGUGAUCAUCUAAUUCGGAGAAUACGGAUUAGAGACGAAACAGUACAAGAUAGUGUUGUGAUUACAGGUUUCACCUACUGUCUUCCAGAAUGGCAGAAUGGUGUUUUAUUUCAUUAUGCAAUGCCUAUUGUCGAUGAUGAUAGCUUAAAUGUGCUUUGGAAUUUUAUGACACAAAAUCCUUAUUGUUUGGGUGCUGAGAUACAUGCUGAGCUCAGUGAGGAUCGGGUGGAGAGGAAGACGAUGAUGACGGUGAUGACACAUGGAGCAUGCCAUCCGAUCAUGAUUAUGAUGAAGGUGAUGACGGUGAUGACGGAGAUGAGGAAGACGAUGAUGAUGAGGAGGAGGACGACGACGACGACGGGGAGGGAGGAGAACAACCUAAUUAUCCUCCAUAUUUUUACUUGCAGGGUAAUGAAGAGGACGAGGAAUUAUCAUAUGCUGAUUCAUAUGGCAUAAUUCCAGGGUCUACUGUUGGUGGUUUUGAUGGAGAAUUCUACAAGGGGCAAAUAUUUCACUCGAAACACUAUGCACUACAACGCAACUUUCAGUAUAACGUGGAGGAGUCGUCACCUUCAAUCUGGAAGAUCAGAUGUUUGAUGCACAAGGAGGACAAAUGUCCUUGGAUGGUGCGGUUUGGAUGUCGAGAUAUGGGAGGCGAUUGGAGCGUGAGAAAGGUCGAGUUGGUGCAUACUUGUAGCAGUACGACUCAACCGACGGAUCAUCACCAUCUUGAUGUCGACGUGAUAUCUGAGGCCGUCAAACACUUGGUACGUGCCCAACCAAAUCUGAGUGUUCUAACUGUUCAGGCCGAGUUGAAAGAUAAGUUUAAUAUGCAAGUUACUUACAAGAAGGCUUGGUAUGGGAAACAAAGAUCAUUGGAGAAGUUGCAUGGAAAUUGGGAAGAAUCCUAUGAUUUUUUGCAAACAUUCUUGCGGGUGGUCAAGAGAAAAAUGCCAACAUCGGUGAUUCAUGUCGACGGUUCCACAACUCAAUUGACUCACUGGCUGCCUGUAUGAACUGCUGUCCACGUGAAGGCCCAUGCUGUCCCUGACGAAGAAAAAUCUAAUCUCAGC